Anopheles funestus (African malaria mosquito) is the source of this 969-nucleotide messenger RNA. RefSeq names its product protein-lysine N-methyltransferase CG9154. NCBI's taxonomy places the organism in Eukaryota, Metazoa, Arthropoda, Insecta, Diptera, Culicidae. Bases 235 to 957 code for a protein of 240 amino acids. Gene Ontology annotation, molecular function: protein-lysine N-methyltransferase activity; nucleic acid binding. Gene Ontology annotation, biological process: methylation. The transcript is spliced from 3 exons. The record is from RefSeq and is a predicted model, not a curated record.
GUUUACCCUUUUUGGUUUUAUAUUUUUCAAACAACGUUGCGAAAUUAUCCAUUUAAGUUUUAAUGAAAUGUUGAAGAGAAUAUAAAAUUGGCCAAAGGUAACGGAACUCUAAACAAUGCAACUUUGGCAUGAUAUGAACUGUCUGUUCGUAGCGGACUAUUGUCAAAUCGUUCAAUAUUGUGCAGCCUUUUACCUCUUCUGCACAGUGCGAGAUACGUUUAUUUUUAAUUAUUUAUGUUUACAAAAUUUGCCCACAACAUGGCUCUCCUGAAUUCGGAAUCGUCUUCUGUUCCUGGCGAAGAAAUGAGCGAUGAUGAGGCCUACGUUUUACCGGCAGAUACAAUGCUCAUCUUGCAGCAGUUUUUACAAGAGAAGGAAUUGAAAGAGCGGUCUGAAAAAACUGGAGCUGAGCCAGAAGGAUGUUUUGAAGAAAAUUGGCAACUGAGCCAGUUUUGGUAUAAUGAAGAGACGAAACAAAAGCUUGCAUUUAUCGUAAGAAAAUUACAAGAACAAAGUGGUUCAGACACAUUUCGAGUAGCGCUAUUGUCGGCACCAUCUGCGUUUAAGCACGUGGUUAAUGAAAAUAAACAAGCUAUGCUAUUUGAAUUUGAUGAGCGAUUCGCGUCGUAUGGAGAUAAUUUUCAACAGUAUGACUACAACAAGGCUUUCGACCCGGAGUACAUGGACGCAUAUGCCGAUCAAUUCGAUUUGAUUAUCGCUGACCCACCGUUCUUGUCCGAAGAGUGUAUCGAAAAGAUAGGAGCAAUCGUGACAAAAAUCACGAAACAAAAUGCAAAAGUUAUUCUAUGCUCUGGGGCCGUAGUGCAAGAAUGGGCAAAGGAACAUCUUGGGGUUAGUUUGUGCCAAUUCCGACCAGAGCAUGAACGCAAUCUCGGGAAUGAAUUUUGUUCGUACGCGAAUUUCGAUUUAGAUGAUAUUUUAAAUAAAGGCUGUUGAUUUGAUUAUUAA